ACAGAAUACCCGCUGGAGUUUAUACGGGAAAAUGCCGCCGGCAGCGAAGUGAGUGAGGACGGAGUGAGAGCUCUCAGUAAGGUCCCGCUUCUGGCACCCAUCCUUGGAGCGGAGGUGUAAAUUUGCCGUGGCGCUGUGACACAGACAGAAGACACCAGGAAGGGCCGUGUCAUCGGAAUGUUGGCUUUGCGAGCUCAGGGAAGACACAGCAGGGAACAGAACACGACAGAGAGUGCCUGAAAAUGACUGCGAAGAGGAACCUGUUUGUGCGCUUGGUGCCUUGCCGCUGCCUGCGGGGAGAGGAGGAAGCCGUCACCUCGCUUGACUACUCGCACUGCAGCCUGGAGCAGGUGCCCAAGGAGAUCUUCACAUUCGAGAAGACGCUGGAGGAGCUUUACUUGGAUGCCAAUCAAAUCGAAGAGCUUCCCAAGCAACUAUUCAACUGCCAGUCUCUGCACAAGCUGAGUUUGCCAGACAAUGACCUAACAAUUUUGCCAGCAUCUAUAGCAAAUCUCAUUAAUCUCAGGGAAUUAGAUGUCAGCAAGAAUGGUAUACAGGAGUUUCCAGAAAACAUAAAGAACUGUAAAGUUUUAACUAUUGUGGAAGCAAGCGUCAACCCGAUUUCAAAACUUCCCGAUGGAUUUUCGCAGCUGUUAAGCUUAACUCAGCUUUACCUAAACGAUGCAUUUCUUGACUUCUUGCCUGCAAAUUUUGGCAGAUUAACCAAGCUCCAGAUCUUAGAACUUCGGGAAAACCAGUUAAAAAUGUUACCAAAAACUAUGAAUAGACUGACUCUGCUCGAGAGACUGGAUCUGGGAAGUAACGAAUUCACAGAAGUGCCUGAAGUACUUGAACAGCUAAGCGGGCUGAAGGAAUUUUGGAUGGACGGCAACAGAUUGACAUAUGUCCCUGGGUUUCUUGGCAGUUUGAAGCAAUUGACCUACCUGGAUCUGUCCAAGAACAGCAUAGAGGUGAUGGAGGACGGGAUCUCCGGCUGUGAAAGCUUACAGGACCUGCUGCUCUCUAGCAAUGCGGUGCAGCAGCUUCCAGACACCAUCGGUGCACUCAAGAAAUUAACAACCCUGAAAGUGGAUGAAAACCAGUUAAUGUACCUACCGGACUCUGUUGGCGGACUCGUUUCCCUUGAAGAACUGGAUUGCAGUUUCAAUGAGAUUGAAGCAUUACCUUCCUCGAUCGGGCAGCUUUCUCAGAUACGGACAUUUGCUGCUGAUCAUAACUUCCUAACGCAGCUGCCUCCGGAGAUUGGUAGCUGGAAGAAUGCCACAGUGCUGUUUCUUCAUUCAAAUAAAUUGGAAUCUCUCCCGGAGGAAAUGGGCGAUAUGCAAAAACUCAAGGUCGUCAAUUUAAGUGAUAACAGACUAAAGAAUUUGCCCUUUACGUUCACAAGGCUGCAGCAACUCACAGCUAUGUGGCUGUCGGAUAAUCAGUCCAAGCCUCUUAUACCACUCCAGAAGGAAACAGAUCAAGACACACAGAAGAUUGUCCUGACCAACUACAUGUUCCCUCAACAGCCAAGAACAGAAGAAGUUAUUUUCUCUUCUGACAACGAGAGCUUUAAUCCGUCGUUGUGGGAAGAGCAGCGGAAGCAGAGGGCUCAGGUGGCCUUUGAAUGUGACGAAGACAAAGAUGAACGGGAGAUUCCAGCUCGGGAGGGCAACCUGAAGAGAUAUCCCACGCCGUAUCCCGAUGAGCUGAAGAACAUGGUAAAAACUGUCCAAACCAUCGUGCACAGGCUAAAAGAUGAAGAAAAAUUAGAAGAAGCAAACCGAGAGAUGAAGCUAAACGAGUGCCAGCCACUUACAAUGAGAGACGUCGGUGUGAAGACAUCAGAGGUUGUCCCUCUUAAAAAUGAUUACGAGGACAGGAAUAUAGUGGAAAACUGCGCCCAGAAGACAAGUGAAUCUGAAACCGAGACUGACGUUGGAAAUUCAGAGUCGACCACUCUCGUUAAAAAUUUGUGGAACACAAAAACCGUUGUCAACCAUGAAGAUACGUUUGAGCAGGAGUCUGAAGACCUGUCUUACGAUGAAGAAAUGAAAAUGGCUGAGAUGCGACCUCCGCUGAUAGAGACUUCAAUCAAUCAACCGAAAGUGGUGGCACUGGGAAAUAAUAAAAAAGAUGAUGUUAAAGAUGCAGACUCUUUGUCUGACGAAGUGACCCACAACAGCAAUCAGAACAACAGCAACUGCUCCUCGCCAUCCCGGAUGUCAGAUUCUGUCUCUUUAAACACAGAGAGCAGCCACGACACAUCACUCUGCUCACCUGAAAAGGAGUCCAACAUUGCCAUGAAUCUCAAAAUCAGGCAAGAAGAUGAAAAUUUUAACAACCUUUUGCAUAAUGGAGGAAAACUAGUCACAGUUGGAGAAAGUGAGAGAACUAAAAUCCCAGAUGGAAAAGACAGGAUAAUAACCAACGCCGAUAAAUCCCAGAACUUAAAUCAAAUUAAUAAAAACAUUUGCAGCAUCUCCAGUGAAGAUGUGAUACAUCACAGCGCCCGGGGAGGAUCACUGAUUUCCCAGGAAGCUGAAUCGGAUAAGGACUUUACAAAUUAUAAAGAAAAGGUCGAGGCGGAACUCUUUGAGAACAGGAGUAAGUACUCUGGUAUAUGCGAUAUGAAUAAAAUCAAUGGGCAUUCAUUGGAUGAACCCAUGUCUCCAGACACAAGUGAUCCUGCCAGGAGCACGUCAGAAGAUUCAGUGCCUUCUUAUGACUUGUGUGUUUCAAAGAGUACGGACGAUCUGUCAUCCCCUCUAGGAGAUUCUGUGGGCUCGGUUGCAAAGUCUCAGAGUACUACUAAUAUCAAGACUGGAGCGCUAAGGAUUUACGAUAUCCUCAGUGAACCGGGUUCUCAGCAGCAGGCAUCUCAGGGGAAACCUGUCAAUUCUGGCCCUGAAGGACAAAACAUUGUCCGGAGUAAGUCGGCUACCCUUCUUUAUGAUCAGUCAUUGCAAGUGUUCACUGGCUCAUCUUCAUCUUCCGAUCUGGUCUCUUCCACAAAGAAAACUGUUUUCAAAUUUGAUUCUAACCACAAUCCUGAAGGGAUGUACCAAGCGCGAGGCCCAUCAGGCUCUCAAAUGACUGCUGUGCCUCAAUAUAACGUUCAGUACAGCAGCAACGCCACAACCAAAGACAAUCUAUGGUCGCAGAAACAAAAUACCCCUAUUGAGCAAGGUAGCUUGCCACCACCACCUCGUUUGCAUAUGUCAGAGAGCGUUGAUAGUCCCACCUAUGUGAAACAUUCUGCAAACAUGAACUUUUCCAAUCAUAACAACGUAAGAUCAAGUACUAUGUACAAUAUGCAUCAGAGAAUGGGGCCAAGACACGUGGAGAUGUGGGCUGUGUCUCCAAAUGACCGCGUUCUCCAAAGCCGUAACACUCUUCAGCGACAGGGCAGCGUCUCCUCAAAUGCUUCUGUUUCGCUGGGGGAUGUAGGACCUGCAAGGCGAGUGCUUGUGCCGGAGGGGGAUUAUAUGACCUACAGAGAGCUACAUACGAUCGGCCGGGCUGCUCACGUGAUGCCAGGUCCCCAAAGACCAAUGUCUGCCAGGACUUACAGCACCGAUGGGCCAAACGUUCCCAGGCCACAAAGCGCACGGCCUUCUGUUAACGAUAUUCCCGAGAGAACGAUGUCUGUCAGCGAUUUUAACUACUCCAGGACUAGCCCGACAAAAAAAACAAACUCUAGGGUCAAUUCUGAACACUCAUUACUGGAGCCACCAGGGAGAGGUAAAGUCCCUCACGACUGGAGGGAGCAGGUACUACGGCACAUUGAGGCAAAAAAACUAGAAAAGAGCAUGCUCUCCAGGUCCUUUAAUUCCACUUACAGUGCAGCCAGCAGCUCUCUCUAUGGCAGCUCUAGAGAUCUGCAUGGCAGCCAGGGCAGUGUUGCCUUAAGUGUUGCUGACAGAAGAGGUUCUGGUGCACAAAUGCUUCGUCACCCGCAGGCUGGCAGCACCGGAGAGCCGAGUCAAGACGAGGUUUUUGUUUCUGGGCAGCAGAAUUACUCGACCCUGGUCCGCAAGGAAGGCGCUACGGAUGGCAUGAAGAAGAUGCAUAUAAGCAAUGGUCAGAUGUGCCAGCCUACAAGGCCUCAAGCCUCCUAUGGUCCACUUCAUCAUCACCCACCGGUCCAGCCAGCUAUGAUCCGUAUAAGACUUCUAAAAGAUCCUGAGCUUGGAUUUAGUAUAUCAGGAGGUGUUGGUGGUAGAGGAAAUCCAUUCAGACCUGGAGAUGAUGGUAUAUUUGUAACAAGAGUUCAGCCAGAAGGUCCAGCAUCGAAACUGCUGCAGCCUGGGGAUAAAAUAAUCCAGGCUAACGGUUACAGCUUCAUCAAUAUUGACCAUGGACAAGCCGUCUCGUUGCUUAAAAAGUUCCAGAAUGCCGUGGAACUGAUUGUUUUACGAGACAACUCUGUGUAAAAGCAGAAUUUAUCGAGGAGGAGGGAAUCUGGAAGCCAGCACGUUGUUCAGAGACUUAACUAGCAUCAAAACUAUUUUUCUAUGUAUAUAUGUCAAAGCAACUUGAAACAAAAAACAUACAUGUAGAUUUUGGUAAAACUGUACAGAAGAGAUUUGUCCGACUUUGUGGUUUUAAAGGAAAAGACCACUGCAGAGAAAGUGAAAACCAGCGUGUCAAUCAUUUGAUCGGUCUUGCAGAUGAGAGCAAACCUGUGUUUCUUUUGUACAGAAUGUAGGUUUAUUUUUGGAUAACAUGCAUAUUUACUAAACUCUGUGUAUAUGAGCCUCAACCGUAGCAAGCAGGCAGAUGGCAGAAUUGUUUACUGUAGUUAUUCUUGCCUUGCUUUCUCUACACCUGGCAUCACUGUUGUCAUCAGAAAAACCACUAAUGUAGAUGUAGAUAGGAAAUAGGAGAGUUUGGCUUUGCGAUACGCACGUGUUUUAGACAAACGGAUGAGCAAGUAGCUUUGUUGGGUGUGCCAGAUAACUUAAAACUGAUCAUGAAUGAUUAACAACGCAGGAAAUAAUGAGGGAUGUCUAAAAUUUAUUUUUGUUUUCUUUUAAGGCACCAAUUGCAUUUUUGUAUUAAGAAUUAAUUUUUCAACACCAAAAGUGGUUUGAUACAUGAAGCAUAUAUUUUUUUGCUGCACACGUGUUCGUUGUACCAAGAGGUCAUUUUUUUUUUAUUUUUUUUUU
Molecule: messenger RNA, 5174 nt
Organism: Spea bombifrons (plains spadefoot toad)
Lineage: Eukaryota; Metazoa; Chordata; Amphibia; Anura; Pelobatidae
Gene: ERBIN
Product: erbb2 interacting protein
Exons: 28
Coding region: 243-4439 (1398 amino acids)
Biological process (GO): neurotransmitter receptor transport postsynaptic membrane to endosome; neurotransmitter receptor transport, endosome to postsynaptic membrane
Cellular component (GO): postsynaptic density; adherens junction; postsynaptic membrane
Molecular function (GO): protein binding
Source: RefSeq, a predicted model, not a curated record